AUGGCAAUGGUAGUUAGCAGCUGGCGAGAUCCGCAGGACGACGUGGCCGGGGGCAACCCCGGCGGCCCCAACCCCGCAGCGCAGGCGGCCCGCGGCGGCGGCGGCGGCGCCGGCGAGCAGCAGCAGCAGCAGGCGGGCUCGGGCGCGCCGCACACGCCGCAGACCCCGGGCCAGCCCGGAGCGCCCGCCACCCCCGGCACGGCAGGGGACAAGGGCCAGGGCCCGCCCGGCUCGGGCCAGAGCCAGCAGCACAUCGAGUGCGUGGUGUGCGGGGACAAGUCGAGCGGCAAGCACUACGGCCAAUUCACCUGCGAGGGCUGCAAAAGUUUCUUCAAGAGGAGCGUCCGCAGGAACUUAACUUACACAUGCCGUGCCAACAGGAACUGUCCCAUCGACCAGCACCACCGCAACCAGUGCCAAUACUGCCGCCUCAAGAAGUGCCUCAAAGUGGGCAUGAGGCGGGAAGCGGUUCAGCGAGGAAGAAUGCCUCCCACUCAACCCAAUCCAGGCCAGUACGCCCUCACCAACGGGGACCCCCUCAACGGCCACUGCUACCUGUCCGGCUACAUCUCGCUGCUGCUGCGCGCGGAGCCCUACCCCACGUCGCGUUACGGCAGCCAGUGCAUGCAGCCCAACAACAUCAUGGGCAUCGAGAACAUCUGCGAGCUGGCCGCGCGCCUGCUCUUCAGCGCCGUCGAGUGGGCCCGCAACAUCCCCUUCUUCCCGGACCUGCAGAUCACCGACCAGGUGUCCCUGCUCCGCCUGACCUGGAGCGAGCUGUUCGUGCUCAACGCAGCCCAGUGCUCCAUGCCGCUGCACGUGGCGCCGCUGCUGGCCGCCGCCGGCCUGCACGCCUCGCCCAUGUCCGCCGACCGCGUCGUGGCCUUCAUGGACCACAUCCGCAUCUUCCAGGAGCAGGUGGAGAAGCUCAAGGCGCUGCACGUCGACUCGGCCGAGUACAGCUGCCUCAAAGCCAUCGUGCUGUUCACGUCAGAUGCCUGUGGCCUGUCGGAUGCGGCCCACAUCGAAAGCCUCCAAGAGAAGUCGCAGUGCGCGCUGGAGGAAUACGUGAGGAGCCAGUACCCUAACCAGCCCAGCCGCUUCGGCAAACUGCUGCUGCGGCUGCCCUCGCUGCGCACCGUGUCGUCCUCGGUCAUCGAGCAACUCUUCUUCGUCCGUUUGGUAGGUAAAACCCCCAUCGAAACUCUCAUCCGCGACAUGUUACUAUCCGGGAGCAGCUUCAACUGGCCUUACAUGUCCAUCCAGUGCUCCUAG
Molecule: messenger RNA, 1275 nt
Organism: Budorcas taxicolor (takin)
Lineage: Eukaryota; Metazoa; Chordata; Mammalia; Artiodactyla; Bovidae
Gene: NR2F1
Product: nuclear receptor subfamily 2 group F member 1
Exons: 3
Coding region: 1-1275 (424 amino acids)
Biological process (GO): cell differentiation; negative regulation of transcription by RNA polymerase II; positive regulation of transcription by RNA polymerase II
Molecular function (GO): zinc ion binding; RNA polymerase II cis-regulatory region sequence-specific DNA binding; nuclear receptor activity
Source: RefSeq, a predicted model, not a curated record